GCCUUGGGCUGGGGUGCUACUGAGCCCAUACUCAUUAACCAGAGCCCUGCUACCUGUGCCAAACCUGAAUGUCAAUUUCCGGCCCACACUGGCAAGUCAUUAAAGGUUUCAGCUAUGGGCUGGUGUUACCCGUAUCACCGACAGGUACUCCUGCGCGCUGUGUGUGUGUCCUCCAGAGGCCAUGCCUUUGCUUCCGGUUCCGGUCUCUGAUUGGGCUCAGGGAGGGAGCGGGAGAUGCUUCGGGUUGCAUUCCUGCGUCACAGUCACACAAUUGCUGUUGCUGGAACCAUGACUGGAGGUACCUGGGAAUCCCCCCGGGAUGUGAGGUGCCUACAGUCUCGUUCUCUGAGCUCCGUUCACUCCUAGCCUCAGGCAGGGCCCGGCUCUUCGAUGUUCGAUCUCGCGAGGAGGCCGCAGCUGGUACCAUCCCUGGGGCACUCAACAUCCCUGUGUCUGAGUUGGAAAUCGCCUUGAACAUGGCCCCGGCUGUUUUCCAGGCUUCGUACUGUGCUGAGAAGCCAAAGCUCGAAGACAAGAAUCUUAUUUUCUUCUGUCAGAUGGGCAGGAGGGGCCUCCAGGCCACACAGCUGGCACAAGGCCUUGGAUACACAGGGGCUCGAAACUAUGCGGGGGCCUAUAAGGAAUGGCUGGAGAAAGAGGGCUAGGUAAAGCACUUCCGGGUUGUGACCUUUCUCAUGGCCACCUUGCUGGCCUGGGCAAGUCACUGUAGUGCUUCACAUAUGAAAAACUCAAAUAAAGAGCAUUUAAUCAA
Messenger RNA from Acomys russatus (golden spiny mouse), 772 nucleotides. It is a transcript of the gene Tstd1, whose product is annotated as thiosulfate sulfurtransferase like domain containing 1. The transcript has 4 exons. NCBI's taxonomy places the organism in Eukaryota, Metazoa, Chordata, Mammalia, Rodentia, Muridae. Gene Ontology annotation, cellular component: cytoplasm. The record is from RefSeq and is a predicted model, not a curated record. Gene Ontology annotation, molecular function: thiosulfate-thiol sulfurtransferase activity. The coding region runs from base 69 to 665 and encodes 198 amino acids.